UGAGGGAGUCUGAGGGAACCGGUGGGCAGGAGAGAGCCUGUGGACGACAGACUCCAAGAAACACUGGUUUAAAAAUACUCCCUCGGCUGCUAGAAAUAGAUUUGGACAAGUUAAUCAGCGGCAGAAAAGUUUAGUGCGCCUUUUUCCCCGUGCGCUUUUGGGGUAACUAAAAGUUUGGUGGACAGUUUUGGGACCAAAACAACAACGUCAGGAGAGAAGACUUCUGAGAUUUCUUUCACAUUCUGUCUUCUUCUUUACAAAAAGGGGAACUGAAACGACUUGCCCGGGUUUACUUUGGUCUCUUCUGUGGAUAAAUCGCGUUUUCAGCAUCUGCCGGAGUCACAGCGAAACUUUUUUCCACCGCACAACUUUGGAUCUUUGCGCUGCUGAGAUGCGCUGAUGGAGUCCGGGGAUGUUUCCAAGAUGAUUUCUCUUCUCAUGAAGCACAUUUUCAGACUUGAUCUCCUUUCGAGAAACACCAUGAGCGGGUCUAAAUGGUCGAUUUUGAUCCUCACUGUCUUCUUUUCUGCUUGGAGGCCAGUAACUGCAGGCACACUGACAGAUUUGGAGUUUGAGCGGAGUCCCAGUACUGUCAUCUCUUCACUGGGUAAACCAGUGACGAUGCACUGCGCCCUUAAGGGAACGGGGGGCGAGGAAGAGGACCCUCCGGAUGUCCUCUGGCUGAGAGAUGGAGUUCCUCUCCAGUACGCAGACACAAACCAGUUCCAAUUCCACACUGGAAGCAACAGUUGGACGAUCAUGAGCACGCUCAGCAUUGAGAAGGUCCAACUUCCUGACAUGGGCGCCUAUCGAUGUGCUGUUCUGUCUGAAAGCCACCGGACGAUGUCUGAGGAGGGGAGCAUCCAGCUGGAGGGCCUUCCUCAUUUCUCUUUGGAGCCCCAGCACAUGUCUAUUGUGGCCAACGUGUCCCUGAGUCUGAGCUGUGUGGCUCACGGACCCCCAGAGCCGGUCCGGGUCAUCUGGCUGCAGGACGGAGCUCCUCUCAACUCCCUGAAGGACCCGGUGGCCAUGUCCCCCUCCACACUCAACCUCACAGGUUUGAACAGGACCAGCACUUUUUCCUGUGAAGCCCAUAACCGCAAAGGUGUGGCCACCUCUGGAUCCGGGACCAUCACUGUCCUCCCAUCGCAGCCUCAGAAUGUGAGAGCUGUGGAGAUCACUCCGACUAGUCUCCAUUUGUCGUGGCAGCCUGGUUUUGGAGGCGACUACCCAAUAAUCCGCUGCUCUGUUCAGGCCAAACACUCGGGAGAGUCCUUCUCAUCAGGCCCAGAUAAGAUGAUCCACAACCAGAAUGUGAACAUCCCACCAGCGUCACACCUCAUCGGGGACCUGGAGCCCCACAGCCUGUACGCGGUGCGGGUGGCCUGCCACAGCAGCCAGGGCCCGUCGGACUGGUCGCCCUGGGUGGAGCUACGCACCAAAGAAGGAGUGCCAGAGAACCCUCCUGUUAACGUGAGCGCCGCGUUGAACGGGACGGAAGUGCUGAUGACGUGGGAGGGGCCUCCAGGGAGGCUGAACGGAGAGCUGCAGGGCUACAUGGUGGAGUACAGCACGCCUGCCUCCCAACAGUACGUCGUGGACACUGGAUUGGACACUGAGCUGUCAAUCAACCUGUCCGUCCCCCUGUCCAAUGUGUCUUUUCGAGUGUGUGCCUAUACAGGGGCGGGGCCGGGGCCCUGGACCCUCACACAGACCCUGACACUUAUUACUCCUGAAAUGGAGGAGUUUCGCGGUCCGUCCUCGCCCCCGGCCUUUUCCUGGCACUGGUGGUAUGUGGUGAUGGCCAUCGCCGGCGCCGUGUCCAUCGCUGUGCUCAUGGCUGUUUAUGUGGCCAAGCUGCGGCGCAAGGAGACGCGUUUUGGAGAGGCGUUUGAACCCAUGAUGGAGAGCGGAGAGCUGGUUGUCAGGUACCGCGCUCGCCGCACUUACAGCCGCAGGACGACAGAGGCAACAUUGAACAGUCUGGGCAUCAGUGACGAGCUGAAGGAGAAGCUCCAAGAUGUGAUGGUGGACAGACAUAAACUAACCCUGGGAAAGACCCUGGGAGAAGGGGAGUUUGGCUCUGUGAUGGAAGGGCUGCUGACUCAGGAGGAGUCUGUUCUCAAAGUUGCUGUCAAGACCAUGAAGAUCGCCAUUUGCACCCGAUCAGAGAUGGAAGACUUUCUCCGGGAGGCCGCCUGCAUGAAGGAGUUCGACCACGCCAACGUCAUGAGGCUUUUAGGUGUGUGUCUGCAGACCGUGGAGAGUGAAGGUUACCCCUCCCCUGUGGUCAUACUGCCCUACAUGAAACACGGGGACCUGCACAGCUAUCUGCUAUACUCAAGGCUGGGAGACUGUCCUGUGUACCUCCCGUCUCAAAUGCUGGUAAAGUUUAUGACUGACAUUGCCCGAGGAAUGGAGUACCUCAGCAGCAAGAACUUCAUCCACAGAGACCUCGCCGCUCGUAACUGCAUGCUGAAUGAGAACAUGAAUGUAUGUGUGGCCGACUUUGGCCUCUCCAAGAAGAUCUACAACGGGGACUACUACAGGCAGGGCCGGAUCUCAAAGAUGCCCGUCAAAUGGAUCGCUAUCGAAAGCUUGGCCGAUCGCGUCUACACUACUAAGAGUGACGUGUGGUCGUUUGGAGUCACCAUGUGGGAGAUCGCCACGCGGGGCCAGACUCCGUACCCGGGGGUCGAAAACAGUGAGAUUUAUGAUUAUUUGAGACAAGGAAACCGUCUCAAACAGCCUCCAGACUGUCUGGACAGCAUCUACGCCCUGAUGUUCUCCUGCUGGCUGCUGAGCCCAAAGGACCGCCCCUCCUUCGAGUCCCUGCGCUGCGAGCUGGAAAAGGCCCUCGAGGACCUGCCGGACACCCAGGACCCAGACGAGAUCCUGUACGUCAACAUGGACGAGUCUUCCAUGGAGCUGGGGGCGGUCGGAGGCCGAGACCCAAUCGGGGGGCCGUCCCCUCUCUGCCUGAAGGCCCUGGACUCUGUGACCACCGUGGAGGUCCACCACCCCAACCGCUACGUCCUCUGUCCCCAACACGAGACCAACCGGGCCCUCUCCGACUCCCUGGAGAGCCUGGACAUGCCGGUGUCGUCCUCCACAGCCACGCUGCCUCUACAACCGUCCUGCCACUCCACGCCCAACCCCACCCCGGCCCCCACCCCCACCGUCGAGCUGCUGGACGACAGGGAAGGCUCCAGGAAAAUGCCCUGGCAGUGAUGGCUUCACUUUCUGUUUUUUUUUUAAAAUGACAAGACUCAUCACUGCCAAAGUGUACCAUCCUUUAAACCCCAGUCCAAGAAGUCCAGCCUCUUGCUACUGACCGUCACAAACCUAACGGGCCCCCUUUAAGAUAGUUUUGCACAAAUACACACACAGCCGAAGGCAUUCCAAGGAAGUGGAGGGUUGGGAUUAUUUCCUUUCUUCUCCUCAGCACAUUUCCAAGUGUAAAAGACAUUAAAAAGUGGGCGAACACUGUCAGAGAAACAUGUUGUUGCCCACGUUCACUGCAGCACAAUCAGAGAAAUCUAUUCCCAUUCACGAUAGCAAUAAAACACCACUUCUACACAACUACCUGUACACAGCAGAUCGAUCGCCCUCAUGUGAUUAAGCUACACAAAAAAAUAAAAAAUACACUCCGUGAAACCAGCUCAGACACUGCCAGGCUGAAUCUUCAACCAAACAAACUCAGGAGCUUGAACUUGUGAGUAAGCGCUAACAUGGACCAGCUGAGGAAAGUCAGGAUUUUUUUUACAUUUUUGAUGGAGAAACGUCGUCCAUGUGAAUCUCUGCUCCUGUGCAAAAAUAACUAAAAGGAUUAGUGGGACAGAAAGGAAGCAGACUGGCUGCUUUAAGGUUAUUUUAAUACAGUUUAUGAAGGACAAUGAGAAGUUUAUGGCUAAAGUUUUUGUUGUUUUGCCUUUUUUUUCUACUCGAGCACGAUCAUUUUCCCACUUGAGCAGUAGUUCAUUACUUUAAUCAUGGUAGAAAUCCUAAUCGGAUAUUUUGGUCUCUCUGUAUUUGUCAGGUUGACUCAUUUAAAUUACAUCUAAAUCGAGUUGAGUCAUAUAAUUUUAACACAAAAUAAAACUGAGAUGAUUAGACUAGACUUAUAGAUAAACAGAAAGAGAAAUGUAUUUAACUAUAAGUGAUAGAAUUCACUCAAAAUUACAGAAAAAAACAACUUAAGAAUGAAAAGAGACCAAAAUUUGCAAAAUAAAUUGUAAAAUUUCAAAGCAGGCUUAAGAGACUUUGGCGUGAAGCUGUUCUUAAAGAGGAACCUCCAUCUUAUGGAUCCAACCCUGCAGUAGCUUGUUUGUUAGCCUAAUGUAGCGCUCUAACAGCCCCUGCCUCCUCUGCAGCGGUCGUACUGCUAGUCGUGCAUUCGUUUGCACCAUGAGCCAUUUACAGUUCACACAAGGAAACCUGUGAAAGUCCUGAUUCAACAAGUCGACACGUCACAACUCAGGAAGCUGAGACUUUGCUCAACAGGGACGGAGGUACUGGUCAAAUCAAGAGGGUACGAAUAAUCUGAGGCAGGAGGACGGAUGGAGGGAAGGUACGGACAUGGUGGAGUUACCGAGGCAAACGGCGGGAGAAGCUCCUCGCCUUUUGCUUUUGGCUCAAGCACAGUGUUAUUACACAUUUUGUAAUUUUUUUUAAUGCUGAAUUUUGUAUUUCUACAACUUUGCACUAAUGUUUUUAUAUCAUUGUACGUUUGUUUAUAAUUUGUAUAUCUUUUACGCUUUUUGUUUGUUUUGUGUUUUCUUUCUGGACGGUCAUCCUGCAGACGCUCUCAUGAAUGAAAUCUAUUCACGAGUAACAACUCACAUGUUCAUAAAGGCAGAGAACAAAGCCUGUGAAAACAUUGCAAGGUGUUUAAACGAAUACUUCACCCUUAAAAUAAUCAUUUAGGU
Molecule: messenger RNA, 4928 nt
Organism: Centropristis striata (black sea bass)
Lineage: Eukaryota; Metazoa; Chordata; Actinopteri; Perciformes; Serranidae
Product: tyrosine-protein kinase receptor UFO
Exons: 20
Coding region: 400-3231 (943 amino acids)
Biological process (GO): cell surface receptor protein tyrosine kinase signaling pathway; phagocytosis; positive regulation of phosphatidylinositol 3-kinase/protein kinase B signal transduction
Cellular component (GO): signaling receptor complex
Molecular function (GO): protein binding; ATP binding; transmembrane receptor protein tyrosine kinase activity
Source: RefSeq, a predicted model, not a curated record